Messenger RNA from Parasteatoda tepidariorum (common house spider), 1170 nucleotides. The record is from RefSeq and is a predicted model, not a curated record. Lineage: Eukaryota; Metazoa; Arthropoda; Arachnida; Araneae; Theridiidae.
UUGAGGUAAUGAAAACUAAACAUAUUAGUUACUGUCAGAAGUCAAUUUCAUAUUUCAAUUGCUACUUAUUUAAGCGCAAUACAAUUAAUAAAAUAAAAUUAGACGUUUUAAGCUAUUAUCACAAUGUAUUCUCCUUUGCAGUGAAAUGAUUACAUGCUUGUGGAAGCCAUUGAAUUCUUGCCCAAAGAAAGCAAUUGAAAUUUUAUUGAAGACAAUGAUUAUGGCUGUGAAUGGAGUUACAACGAUGGAGUUGUAUAUUCCAGAUGAUCUUCCAAAUUUCCACAAAAGUAUUCUCAAUGUUCACCCUAUUAGUAGGUGUGAAAGUCAUCAUAUAAGGAUUUGGAUUAAGGAUAUAAAUAUAUGUAUUUUCCGCACGAUCAGACCACUUCAAGAAAAUUCAUUACGAAGAAUUCUGAAAGUCACUACGUAUUGCAUUGGAAAAACUCGCCCUUCAAAUUGCCAUAUACAAAGAUAUUCCGAACUUGAAAAAAUUUCAAAUGAAGUAUUUGAAAACAUCAGAAACAUUCUAACAGAAAAUAGUUCAUAUUCGAACUUAAUUUCAAAUGACAGGGGAGAUAUUAUAGAAGAUAUACGAAGACAGGAAGGAAAGAACUUUUUAUCUGAUGAGAUUGGCUACUAUCACCUGCCCAAAAAGAGCACUAUCAACAAAAUAAAAUAUAAAUAUUCCAACAAAUUUUUUGAAGAUGUUAGAAUGAACAAGAUUACGAGAAACCGACUGUCCAAAGAAACAAAUAAAUGCUUUCUAAAUACUGAUAUGGAAAUGAUGAAAAAUUGCACUUACGAUAUGUAUCUGUAUUCAAUUGGCCUGGAAAUUUCAAAACAAGAGCAUUUGAAACAAACUUUUCUAGACGUUAAAGAAUGCUUCCGUGACCAUUUCAAAUAUUGCCAAGAUUGGAUAGCUGAUAAAGUAAUUAAAAUCCAUGCAGAAAUAAUAAGGGUCACAAUACCAUCUGAUUUCUUAUCGUCGCCAAUAACAUUUCAGAAUGGUUACAUCACCUGUCCCUCACUUCUGAAUCAAAAUAUCUGAAUCUUGACCUGAAAGCAUCCAUUUGGAGGGGUUUUUUUUCAUCCACCAAUAUUGUGUGAUAAAAAGUUCCAUGAGUUCUCAUUUGUAUUUUACAUGCUUAAAAAUAAAGAUCAUGAAUAAUA